Messenger RNA from Symbiodinium necroappetens, 489 nucleotides. Lineage: Eukaryota; Dinophyceae; Suessiales; Symbiodiniaceae. The record is from the annotation of a GenBank genome assembly.
GUCGUCAGCGCUUGGGAGGACAUCAUCCCGGUCGAAGUUGUCGGUGGCAGCGAGGACAAGCUGAACAAGCUAAUCAUUCGGACGGCCAUUCAUGUCAAGGUCAAGUGGACGGUUCUACAGCAGCUCUUCUUCUUGGACCUGCUGCAAGACAGUACAUCUAUAUACCGUGACAGCGUGGUUCAUAUCGGCAAUGCAUACGGGUUCAAUGCUUCGUCGAACGUCGACGUGUUGCGACGAUGGUGCGUGAUCCUUAUCAAGCACAACUGCCAAGAUCAUGUCCGUGUCCUCGAGACCUGCUUGGAACUACAGUGCGAGGUUGCGCACUUCUCCUCCAUAUUCUCCGCAAUGGUCGAGAGGGCACAGAGCGUGACGAGGUGGAAAUUCAUCGCGCAGGGGCUUUGGAACUCCAUUCAGCCGCGCAUACACCCCCUUGUGCAGAGUCACAUCUUCCGGAUAUUGGACAUUGGUGGUUGUAUUGGAAGCUUCUGA